AAUCAAAUGCUUUAUACCACGACUUGCAUGGGUAUAAAACGUUUUUACAAAAGGAAACGUACUAUAAAGCAGGUUAAAUCAUUAUCAUCAGAAAAAAGGAGAUAUUCAGUACAGAAUGCAUCCGGAUCUGGAGCCCUUCCUCCAAGAAACAGUCCACGUGCAACACCAUAUUUGAAUACGCCAGUUACAUCAGCUGGACCAAUACCUGUAUCAUCGACAAUUCCAAGAGCAUCGAUCGCAUGUAUCCCACUGAGUGUUCAGGCUCAAAUUCAACAAAACCAAGCAAUUAAAUCUGAACAACCUUCUAUUGCAAAACCUACACCAUCACCUUUGACAAAAACUUUUGUUACACCUCAAGUAACACCCAGAGCAUCUAUAAGCAAAGGUUCUGAAUCAGAUAUAGAACAUACUAAAAAACUUAAUCGUCUACCAAAAUCUUUCCAAUGUGAUUGUUGUCAACAUGUUACUGUGACCAGAAUAACAUAUCAUGUUGGUGUUUUAACAUGGCUUAUGGCAGUGUUAAUUUUUUUAUGUGGUGGCGUUCUAGGCUGUUUUCUGAUACCAUUCUUUACAAAUUGUUGUAAAGAUGUUAAACAUGAAUGUCCAUUCUGUGGUACAGAAAUUGGUAUGGUUAAAUGUAUCUAAAUGUGUUUUCUUUUUAUUUACUACUGGACAAUGAAUAGAAAUACUUAUUUGGUUGGAAAUCACUUACAUCCUAUGAACACAUACCAUAUUUGCGUUUCAUAAAUAUUUUUACUUAUGUUCUGUGGAGAACAAUUUUUAUUCAAAGUAAAUAGACUAAUCUCAACCACAAAAAAUAAAACAUGUAUUACUUCGAAGGUGUUGCCAUUUUAUAAAAGAAAGAAAGAAACCCCAGAGACUUUUUUAAAAUUAUAACUCAAAUACUGAUUUCUUAUUUUGCUGUAUUAUGUAUAAAUCAAAAAUGAAUAGUAAUCUGUAUCUAAUGAUAUUGUAAACGUAAAAUUCUAUUAAAUAUUCAACAUUUAACAUUUUGAUUAAUCAUUGUAAGUUUAUUUCUUACUACUGAAAAGUGUUGAUAUUUUAAUGAACAAUAAUUUUUUCAUUAUUAUUAUUAUUAUUAUUA
Messenger RNA from Schistosoma guineensis, 1105 nucleotides. NCBI's taxonomy places the organism in Eukaryota, Metazoa, Platyhelminthes, Trematoda, Strigeidida, Schistosomatidae. The record is from the annotation of a GenBank genome assembly.